Alternaria triticimaculans is the source of this 924-nucleotide messenger RNA. RefSeq lists its product as uncharacterized. The transcript has a single exon. NCBI's taxonomy places the organism in Eukaryota, Fungi, Ascomycota, Dothideomycetes, Pleosporales, Pleosporaceae. The record is from RefSeq and is a predicted model, not a curated record. Bases 1 to 924 code for a protein of 307 amino acids.
AUGUCCUCUCAGCUUGCAGCUUCCAAGAGCAACCAGGCUGCUCCUACCAACAAGCCUGUCAUGCAAGAGCAUAACAAUGUCAUUGUGGAGCAAAUCCACCCAGAGAAGCCAGACCACCAAGACUGCCCAGAAUUUCAGGCAGCCAAGAAGCACGAAGCCUUCUUGCAGCUGAUCCGCGAAUCGCCGGCUUGUAUGGCUGAAAGGUAUUUCAGCAACAUGACUGAUCAUACACGGCAAGAUUUCGACGAAACUACCGACAAGACUAAACGAUACUGGGCGCAGCAUCCCGUCCUUUUUUCACUUUACUUUGGUAACUCUGGAUCGAGCUCUGGGAAUCAGUCAACGCUGCCGACGCAGGUUUCGUCUGAACUUGCUGAAGAUGAUGGGCACGGUGAUUGCAAGACUAUCAUCCACGCACCAAAGCCGCGCCGCGAACAGCGGAUCGCCGCGGACCUGGAGAAAGUAAUCGAACGGGUUGACUACAACCCAACGCCCUAUACUGCCUACGAAGCUGUCCACGAUGCGCCCGACAGGUCGUGGGGACAGCCUGGCAACUACGAGACGUACCAGACCCAGUGGCAACAACGUCUAUACGCAUUUUGGGGACGACAUCAGAACUACACGCGGCCGAGCUUCGUUCAUUGGUAUCCUGUGGAGUAUACACAGUGGUCGCAGGGUCAACAGUUACCUCCGUAUCAGCAAUGUCGGCCUCAACCACCACCAGGGUACUCGCAAUACCAUGCUGCCCAGCCGAUGUAUACGCCUGAGUAUCAUGCUCGGUACCAGCAACAGUAUAUCCCAUGGCAGCCAGGAUUUGGCUACUACAGACAGUUGCCAGUACAGUGGCCAGCACCUGCGGCACAUCAACGCCCGCAUUUUAACAGUUAUGCGGAUGAGAUGACAAGGAUGGGCUUCGGGCGCUGA